AUGGGGAUUAUAGCUAGGGAUUGUAUGAGAGUGGUGAAGGCUGCUAUGUGUGCGGUUAUCCCUUACAUUAGGGACCUUACGGUAGCGGAAGCUUUGGGAGCCAGAAGAGCGAUGAAAUUUGGCCGUGAUAUGGGCUACGAAGCGAUCGAGUUGGAGGGAGAUGCGAGUGAAAUAGUUGAGGCGAUCAGAAAUUCGGCAAAAACUGCAAAUAGAUUCGGGGGCAUCAUCAGGGAGACUAGGCAGAUUUUGGAAAGCUUCGGUUCUUGGAGAAUUUCGCUUGUGAGACGAGAAGGGAAUAGGGUUGCUCAUCUUCUGGCCAAGUUUGCGGUAGCUAACCAGUCUCAUUAUGUUUGGUUUAAUGUUUGUCCCAGUUUUUUGGUGAACGUUGUAACUGCUGAUCAUUUAUUAUAA
This is a messenger RNA of Alnus glutinosa, 411 nucleotides long. RefSeq lists its product as uncharacterized. Bases 1 to 411 code for a protein of 136 amino acids. Gene Ontology annotation, molecular function: RNA-DNA hybrid ribonuclease activity; nucleic acid binding. The transcript has a single exon. Lineage: Eukaryota; Viridiplantae; Streptophyta; Magnoliopsida; Fagales; Betulaceae. The record is from RefSeq and is a predicted model, not a curated record.